Molecule: messenger RNA, 447 nt
Organism: Fusarium mangiferae
Lineage: Eukaryota; Fungi; Ascomycota; Sordariomycetes; Hypocreales; Nectriaceae
Exons: 2
Coding region: 1-447 (148 amino acids)
Source: RefSeq, a predicted model, not a curated record
AUGUCUGGCAAUACUGGCCAAGCUGGUCAAACUGAUCCGGGUCUGCAGGAGGCAGACCCCGUUCAGGUUGACCAUGCUAAUAUGGCGCCCAAUAUCAAGGAAGAGCCCGACGGUCUUCCUCCCCCUGUGGUGGGCACUCGCCUCAAGGACUUCGAGGCACUGCAUAAUGGUGCCAAAGAUACAGUGUUUCAGAUCCAGAUUCUCCUAGCGCUUCAAUCCGAUGACUCCCAUCACCACACAUCACCACACAUCACCACAUGGCUCAACUUCACCUGGAGAGGAAGCGUGCUGGACAUGAUGAACGAGCCGCUAGUCGACCUCGAGGAAGUCCCGCAAGAAACAAAAGCCCAUCAGCCCACAGCCAGGACUGAGGCGCGGAUGAACGACAACACUGUUCCCCAAGCUCCACCACAGCCCAAACAGGGGUGGAACAAGAGGAGGCGAUAA